This is a messenger RNA of Drosophila bipectinata, 1642 nucleotides long. It is a transcript of the gene PNKP, whose product is annotated as Polynucleotide kinase 3'-phosphatase. The record is from RefSeq and is a predicted model, not a curated record. NCBI's taxonomy places the organism in Eukaryota, Metazoa, Arthropoda, Insecta, Diptera, Drosophilidae. Gene Ontology annotation, molecular function: polynucleotide 3'-phosphatase activity; ATP-dependent polydeoxyribonucleotide 5'-hydroxyl-kinase activity; double-stranded DNA binding. Gene Ontology annotation, biological process: DNA repair.
UACCGCGUCUGGGCACCUUUAACCGCGAAAAAAGUAAACAAAAAUGCUUAAAAGUUGCUAAAGUCCCACAAUGUCUAUGGCGAAAUAUCUUAACCGGUCUGUUGGAAAGGCAGAUCUAAAUAAGGCAUCACGGACAUGCUCGCUUAGACCUACGGAAUCUGAACAUCAAACAAUUCGUCUGUCCGCUGGCGAGAAUUUUGUAGGACGAAGCAGAGAGACCGGAAUCCGCGACUCCCGAUGCUCUAAGCGACAGAUCCUCCUAGAUGUCGACACUAGUAAGUGUCUUGUCAACAUGAAAGUUCUAGGCUUAAAUCCCAGUGGCGUCAAUGGAUUGAUGGUGAUGCAACACACUGAAUGCAAAUUGGAGCACGGAGAUUUGGUGGAAAUCAUUUACGGCCGACAUGGUUUCCAGGUGGCUUUUGAUCCGCCUCCAAUGGAGGCAAAAGAGGAACUCCCAGUUUCACCGCCUAUCUCGAUCGCCGCAAGCACCUCCGAAAGAUGGGACUCAGCUGGAAAUGGCAAGUUGGUUAUCUUUAGCAGCGCUGGCGUGGUAGCAUCCGAGAAGAUAGCCGGCUAUGACAUGGAUGGGACCAUCAUCAAAACCAAGUCAGGAAACGUUUUUCCCAAAAACAUUGAUGACUGGCAGAUCAUCUUCCCCGAAGUGCCAGUUAAACUCAAGAGCCUACACAAAGAUGGAUUUAAAAUAUGUUUCUUCACCAACCAAGGAGGCAUUGCUCGCGGUAAAAUCAAGCUGGAUGACUUUAAGGGCAAGAUCAAACAGAUUGUUGCUAAGCUAGAUGUCCCUAUCCAAGUAUUUAUUGCCAUUGGUGAUGGAUACUAUCGUAAGCCGCGGCCUGGUAUGUGGGAGCAUCUAAAAAACGAGAUGAAUGAUGGAGUCAAAGUUCAGGAGGAUCGGAGUUUUUUUGUGGGUGAUGCAGCUGGAAGACCUGAGACUGGCAAGGGAGCCACCAAGCAACGAAAGGAUCAUUCGCUAGCUGACAGACUAUUUGCUGCAAACGUUGGCAUUUCCUUUUAUACGCCGGAAGUUCACUUCCUAGGAAGACGUGUGGAAGAAUGGAAUAAACCCGAAUUUGAUCCCACUAGUAUUCACGACCUAUUAACACUUUUUGACCCUGAUAAUAUAACCUUUGACGGUCAUCCUAAUGAAAUGGUCAUCAUGGUGGGAUUACCAGGCUCAGGAAAGAGUCACUUUUGCGAAAGCUUCUUUCAGAGCAGGGGUUACAAAAUUGUCAGUGCCGAUACUUUAGGUGGCACUCAAGCUUGCGUAAAUGCCUGUGAACGCUUCUUAGAUGCUGGAAAUUCCUGUGUGGUGGAUAAUACAAAUGUCGAUAGUGCUUCUCGUAAAAAGUUCCUGGUUAUAGCAGCAAAGUUCAAUAUUCCCUGUCGCUGUUUGAUAAUGAAUGUGCCAAUUGCGCAAGCAAAGCACAACAUUGCGUUCCGUGAACUCUCGGAUUCAGUACACUCAAAGAUUAACGACAUGGUGUUUAAUAUGCUUAAAAAAAAGUACCAGGAGCCGGCGCUGGAUGAAGGUUUCUCAACCAUUCACAAAGUGAACUUCAAGCCGGUAUUUGCCAACGAAUCCGACGAGAAACUAUACAAAAUGUACUUGAUGGAAAAAUAA